AUGCCAGCUUAUCAUUCCACUUUCCCUGUCGAUCCCCAAAAUGACCGUAUGAUCGGUAAUUUUGUACUAUUACCAUUGAACUCCAAAUUUAGAGGUCCAGCAUAUCCUGCCAAUUCAGAUUAUGAUAUAAUUGAUGAAUGUCUAGAUUUAUUCCGUGCCAAUUCAUUCUUCAAAAAUUUUGAAAUUAAAUCACCUGCAGAUAGAGUACUCAUCUAUGGUAUCUUAUACAUCAAUGACUGUCUAGCUCAUUUGAAAGCACAAACUUCUCACAAUGAAGCUGUUAAAGUCUUAACCAAUUUAUCACUUGAUAACUUUCAAUUACCAGGUACACCUGGUUUCCCAUUAAAUAACGUGUAUUCGAUACCUGUACAGGAUCGUAAUCAAAUGGAUCUGUUAAAACAAUACAUCCAACAAUUUAGACAAGAAUUAGCAAUGAGAUUAUUAGAUAGAAUUUACGCCGACUCGAAGGAACAACCAUCUAAAUUUUGGUUGGCGUUCACUAGAAGGAGGUUCAUGAACAAGAGUCUAUAA
Maudiozyma barnettii is the source of this 531-nucleotide messenger RNA. RefSeq names its product Arc18p (gene ARC18). The record is from RefSeq and is a predicted model, not a curated record. Lineage: Eukaryota; Fungi; Ascomycota; Saccharomycetes; Saccharomycetales; Saccharomycetaceae. The coding region runs from base 1 to 531 and encodes 176 amino acids. Gene Ontology annotation, molecular function: actin filament binding. The transcript has 2 exons. Gene Ontology annotation, cellular component: cytoskeleton; Arp2/3 protein complex. Gene Ontology annotation, biological process: regulation of actin filament polymerization; Arp2/3 complex-mediated actin nucleation.